Messenger RNA from Pogoniulus pusillus (Red-fronted tinkerbird), 2295 nucleotides. RefSeq names its product methanethiol oxidase-like. The coding region runs from base 198 to 1781 and encodes 527 amino acids. Gene Ontology annotation, molecular function: protein binding; selenium binding. NCBI's taxonomy places the organism in Eukaryota, Metazoa, Chordata, Aves, Piciformes, Lybiidae. The record is from RefSeq and is a predicted model, not a curated record. The transcript has 12 exons.
UGUGUCUUGGCUGGGCCAUGGAGGCCUCCAGAGCCCGAAGAAGUCCCCUGCAAACGGCCACAGCCCCAGGAUCAGAUACAGCAGGUUGUGCUUAGGGAAAAGACCUGCAUGGCCAGCAGAUUCUCCCCCAGAUUGCUGCUUCCCGAGGCGGAAACAAGCCGCAGCAUGGGCUGGCACCUCCCAAACGCUCAGCAGCGAUGGCUCCUCCCUUGGCAGGUGGCUUCUCCCCCCACCCCUCUGUCCUGUAUAUAAGCUCCCCUUGUAGCACCCUCAGCACAUCACAACCCACGCCAGCAAAGCAGACAGCAAGCUGCACCUCCAGCUCCUGCACCUCUGCUCUUGACCACACUCACCCAGAAGCCUUCAGCAUGGACAGAUGCAGGACUCAGUGCUACGAGUACCCCACCUGCCCAGAUGUUGUGAAAGUUCCUAGAGAGGAGGUUGCCUACGUGGCCUGUACCUACAGGGAGACAUGCAAUGACCAGCCUGACUUCCUGGCCACCGUUGACCUCAACCCCAGGUCUUCAAGCUAUGGCCAGGUGAUCCACCGCCUGCCCAUGCCCAACCUCAAAGACGAGCUGCACUGCUUGGGCUGGAGUGCUGCCUGCAGCUGCUUUGACAGUUCCACAGCAAAAAGGAAGCUGAUCCUCCCCUCUCUGAUCUCCUCCCGCAUUUACGUGGUGGAUGUGGGUUCCCAGUGCCGGGUUCCCAAGAUAAUCAAGAUGAUUGAGCCAGUGGAUGUCUUCUGGAAGUGCAACAAAGGACACUUGGCUACAACCCACAGCCUGCCCAACAGGGAUGUCUUGAUUGCCAACAUGGGGGAUGCAGCUGGCAACGGGAAAGGUGGAUUCAUCGUGCUGGAUGGAGAUACUUUUGAGCUGAAGGGGAACUGGGAAAAUGAGUGUGAGGCUCCCCCAACUGGCUACGACUUCUGGUACCAGCCACGCCACAAUGUGCUCAUCAGCUCUGCUGGAUCUGUCCCAAGACGCGCAGGACGUGGAUUUGAUCCUGACGACUUGAAGAAAGGGGUCUAUGGGCGCCGCCUGAACGUGUGGAACUUGUCCUGCCGCACCCUGACCCAGUGCUUUGACCUGGGGGAGGACUCCAUGCCCUUCAGUGUGAAGUUCCUGCACAACCCCAACGCGGCCGAGGGCUACGUCGCCUGUGCCCUCAGCGGCGUCAUCUACCGCUUCUACAAGUGCGAGAGAGAAAACUGGGCAGUGGAGGAGGUGAUCCGGAUACCAGCCAAGGAUGUGUCAGGAUGGAUUAUGCCCAAGAUGCCAGCCUUCAUCUCUGACCUCAUCAUCUCCACGGAUGACAAGUUCCUGUAUGUCUCCAACUGGCUGCACGGAGACAUCCGCCAGUACGAGCUCUCCAAGAACUGCAAGCCCCGGCUGGUGGGACAGGUCUUUGUGGGAGGCAGCAUCCUCAGAGGAGGACCUGUGACUGUGUGCAGAGAUGAGGAGCUGAAGUGCCAGCCUGAGCCCUUGGUGGUCAAGUGCAAGAGGAUCUAUGGUGGCCCUGCCAAACUACAGCUCAGCCUGGAUGGCAAGAGGCUCUACGUCACCAACUCCUUCUACAGCACAUGGGACAAGCAGUUCUACCCCAACCUGAUCAGGGAAGGCUCUGCCAUGCUGCAGAUUGAUGUGGACACAGAGAAGGGAGGCCUGACUGUGAACAAGAACUUCCUGGUGGAUUUUGGCAAGGAACCCAACGGGCCCUGCCUUGCCCAUGACAUUCGCUUCCCCUCUGGAGAUUCCACUUCUGAAAACGUGGCCUAGGCACCACCUGACAGACUCCCUGCUUCUCCCCCUCCUCUAGUGCAGCCAUUAGGAAAGAGUGUGAGUUAGUUGGCUUUGGGGGUCCCUGUUAGUUGCUGGAGUCUGGAUUUCUGCUACCAUGAGCUGGAGAAGCUCUGGGUGAGGGUAAGGGCUUGGUGCAGCAGACCAGUGAGCAGCGACACACGGCCUCUUUUCAGAGCUGUUCUCAAUGCAGUGAAUCCCUGGGCUUGAUCCUCAGAGGAGGACCCAAGGCAGCUGUCAGACACAGAGAUGUGUAGGACACAAACCACGUGAAGUAUCCAGUUAUUUUCAGUUGCUCAUCCUUAGCCAGGUCCUUGCUGCAGAGCCCUCCCCUGGAGUAAAAGCUCUCUGGGCUCCCUUUCCCCCAUGCUGGGGUCAAUGCGUCGCAGUCGCAGGCAUGGGAAGAGCUUUGUUCUGGAAAGAGGAGCCUGGUCCCUGACACUGGUUUGCUCUGGAGUUCUGCUUUAAACACCAAUAAAACCGCAUUGCAUCA